AUGUUGUCUGUGUCAGGAUUGGCGAGCGCCUCUGCUAGCUUUCUUCUGGAACAUACACGUCUGGGUCGGCAUAGAGAAGAGUGGAGACAUGGCUCAAUCCUGCUUGCUUGGACUACUAUUUUCAUCCAUGGCUGCUACGCAGCUGCUUCUCGAUCUUCUGUCAAAUUAUAUCGCAUUGGGAUAUGGCUCCUUGUAUCUUCCACGGCUGUCUCCGUUCUUUCAUUUUCACGAUUUCCUCCUGGGUCGGCGUCGUUCUCGAAUAUCUCAUACCCGGUGGUUGGGGCGUGGAUUCUCAACAGUGCAUCGAGUGUAGCCCUGGCAAUACUGAGCAUCAGUAUAUCCCGAGGUCGUGAUGUGACUGUGCGAGGUCGUCCUGUCGACCGGGAAAGAGUUGUGUCGGUUCUCAGCAGGUUCACAUGGGCCUGGGUCGAACCGCUUCUGUUGCAGGCUUCAUCGAAAAACGACCUACAUCAAGAUGAUGUCAAUUAUCCGGACUACAUGCUUCAAUCCCAUCAUCUAUAUGAUGAUUGGAAAGGGACGGCCGGUCAUGAUACUCUUCUGGUCAAUCUCAUGUACCAGUAUAGAGUAUUGUUUGGUGUCUCUUGGCUUUUCACUGGGCUGCGCUGCCUGGUCAGUAUGCUGCCGUUCUUGACUUUAUCGAAAACUUUGGAUUUAUUGCAGCAUCGGCUCACGGGAGGUCCGGUUGAUCUCAUAUUGAUAAGUCUGAUACUUCGAAUAUCGCUUUUCAACCUACUCGACGCCUGGAUGGACGGCUGCCUUUACUGGUUCUCUCUUUCUAGGCUAGCAUUACCCAUCAGGGCACAGUUGACAGCCCUGGUGUUCGGAAAAUCAUUGCGGCUAAAAGAUAUCGCAUCCGCACAAACGAGAACGUUUGAUGGAGAGAGCGGGAAUGAUCAAGAUCCCGAAGACUCCGCCGAUCCCACCGAUCCGAAACAAUAUCCCGAAAAGCAAAGUGAAAGAGUCGCAAAUUUGAUUGGUGUCGACGCGGAACGAAUCACAUACUUCUUCCAGUACCAAUUCUACAUUAUCUAUGCUAUAUUGAAGUUAUCGCUCUUCUCUGUGUAUCUAGCGAAAACCAUCGGUGCACUACCCGUAAUCGCUGGACUCACAGCUUGGCUCGUUACUACGAUGGCCGGCACGUGGAUUUCCAAGCUGCUUGCGACGCAGUCCAAAACGUUGAUGAGGCUACGCGACGCGAAAACUUCCCUGCUCUCCGAGCUUCUUAUGGGAAUACGCCAGAUCAAAUUAUCCGCACUCGAGGCACGAUGGGAGGAAAGAUUACUCGCGUCACGGAAGGUUGAACUGGGCGCUCUGUGGAAGUGCUUCAUCACAGACAGCGCGAUAGCUGGUUGUUGGAGGCUGGGCAACAUUCUCAUGGCGACGACUACACUUGCCGUCUACGUCAUUAUAAACGGUACUUUGUCGGCAUCCGUGGCGUUUGUGAGCACUGCUAUGCUCGGUUCUUUGCAGAACACGCUGGAGAUUGUGCCGGAAUUGAUCGCAUUAGGUGUUGAUACGUUGGUUUCCAUCGCCAGGAUAGCCGAGUAUCUUCGACAACCAGAAUUCGAGGCGAUGUCGCGCGGAGGCCAAUGCAUUCGUUUUCAAGGAGCUAGCAUCGUCUGGUGCAUCGAAAGAAAACAACUUACAGGAACCCAAUUCACUCUGCAAGAUCUGGAUAUAGAAUUCCCCAGAGAGCAGUUCACUGUAGUGCUAGGAAAAACGGGGAGCGGGAAAAGCCUCCUGCUUUCCGCGAUUCUCGGCGAAGCCCAACUACUACGUGGUACUAUCUCUAUUCCCGCGGCAGCGAGCUCCCCUGCCUGCGAUCCCCUCGUUCCAGAAGAUCAGUGGAUCGUCAAAGGGUCCGUAGCAUACGUGAGCCAAACCCCCUGGCUCUACGCCGGUUCGUUGAAACACAACAUUCUAUUCGGGACGCCAUUCAACCACAAACGUUACGAUGAAGUCAUUCGCGCGUGCGCUUUACAUAUCGAUCUAGAAACCCUGCCCGACGGCGAUGACACAGAACUAGGACGCAGCGGCGUGAAUCUGAGUGGGGGUCAGAAAUGGCGAAUCACGCUCGCAAGAGCAGUCUAUUCGCGCGCAGAGAUUCUGGUAUUGGAAGAUAUUUUCAGUGCGGUGGACACCAAGGUGAGUCGCUGGAUCUUGGAGAACUGCAUCAACGGCGCUUUGUGUGAGGGAAGAACGCGGAUCCUUGCCACCCAUAGCGCACGACUAGUUUUAUCUUCCGCGGAAUACGUGGUUGAGCUAGAAAGGGGGAAGGCUUCGUGCUUUGUGCCGAAACGGCGGGAAGUGUUCGAGCAUGUCACUGAUGCGGUUACGGACGACGAUGAGGCUGGACAGGUUAGAUUCCCUCGGACGGAAUCCGCUGUAAAGUUUAUCCCUGAUGAGACGCGUGAAAUUGGAACUGUGAGCAAGCGGGUUUACUUUUCGUAUCUGAAUCGCUGCGGGGGGGUAUUUCUGUGCGUCAUCUGCUUGGUUCUAUUCUGUGCUUAUCAGGCGCUUAUUCUAGGUAAGUUUCAGGACAAUGCUGUUAUAACAGCUCGUCAGGAGUACGUUUCUUGCUUCCGAAUUUCAGCACUCGAGAGCCGAGCGUGGUGGAUACGCAUCUGGACCUCAGACCACGACUCCAGCCGGCGUCCUUAUCACCCAGCCAUCCACCAAUCCGUUCUACACAUCUACCCAGAAAGCAGCAGCGACUACACCAAGCUCAUCCCACCACACCCUAAUGCGAACCUAUAUUUCUAUCUGGGAAUCUACGUCACAAUAUCAGCAAGCAUUGCCAUCCUCGGGAUCGUGCGCGACUUCUGGAUCUAUCAUCUCUCCGUCAAAGCCAGCAAGACCGUAUUCAGCGAUCUUCUUUCCAAGGUACUUUACGCUCCAUUGCAAUGGUUAGAUUCCGUCCCGACAGGAAGAAUCAUGAACCGCUUCACCGCAGAUAUGAAUAUUCUAGACCAACGCGUUCCUCUCAACUGGACGCUGUUUGUCGCCAACGUGCUCAAGCUGCUGGGGAUCUGCGUUGCCUCGUUUUCCGCUUGCGCAUAUCUCGUUGCCCCUGCUGUACCGUUCGUCCUGGCGGGUCUGUAUCUCGGCGCGCGAUACAUGAAUGCGAGCCGACCGCUCAAACGGAUGGAGAGUUUGGCCCGAUCACCGGUUUUCGAGCUCUUCGAUACAGUGUCGGAGGGUAUCAAAGUCAUCCGCGCGUCUCGAAACACGCAUGUUUACAUGGAGCAGAUGCAUGAGUUGAUAGACCGGUGGACAAUGACGACGUUUUACACGUGGCUUGUCAACAGGUGGAUGAGCUUUCGCAUGGCCGUCAUCGCCGCUGCUUUCUGCCUUGCCGUCGGCCUCGCGGUGACGUUUGAUACGUCCAUCGAUGCCGCGUUGGCCGGGCUGAUGCUGUCGCUGGUGCUCGAUUUCUCGGAAAGCAUGGGUUGGGUCGUCCGGUCGUAUGGAGAACUGGAACUCGACAUGAGCUCCAUGGAACGUCUCCACGAAUACAUGAACAUUGAAACAGAAUCUACGGCUGGGAAGAUCCCGCCGGCAUCCUGGCCAGCGCACGGGAAGAUGGAAAUUCGCGAGCUGGCUGUUGGUUACGGAUCGCAAACGCCACCAGUCCUUCGCGAAGUUUCGUUCACCGUUGAAGAUCGAGCGCGAGUGGCGAUUGUGGGACGGACGGGAGCAGGGAAAUCGUCCCUGGCACCUGCUCUCCUUGGAUGCGCAGAAAUCAGAGCCGGGAACAUCACGAUAGACGGACAUGACAUUUCCACCCUCGCGCUUCACCACUUGCGAUCCCGCAUUUCCUUCAUCUCCCAAGAUCCCAUCCUCUUCUCCGGAACCCUCCGCUCCAACCUCGACCCAUCAAACACACACACCGACCCGGAACUCCACGCCGCGCUCGCCAAACUCCAACUCACCAGCUCUCCAACCCUCACACACCACACCAUCGACUUCUCCAACCUCCUAACCCCCAUCUCCAAAGCCGGCAGCAACCUCUCGCACGGCCAAAAACAACUCAUCAGCAUCGCGCGCACGGUUCUCGCGAGUCCGAAGAUCAUCAUCUUGGAUGAAGCGACAUCUGCCGUCGACGCAGCGACCGAUGCCCUCGUACAACGCAGCAUCCGCUCGAGCUUCCCAAACAGCACGUUGGUCGUCAUCGCGCACCGGCUCAGCACAAUCAUCGAUUUCGACAAGAUUGUGGUGUUGGAGCAAGGGCGGUUGGAGGAGUGUGGGACGCCGGUGGAGCUGUGGGAGAGGGAUGGCUUGUUCCGCGCGUUGUGUAAAAAUGGUAUAAGGAUGGAGGGUGGGAGGCUCAUUGCGGUGUAGUCGCUUUUCGAAGCAGAGAAUAUAAUCGUUAUCUAAUAUAAGUUUAUUCAGGCUAGAAUAUAAAACAGGAUGAUGGGAGACUCCUUCCAUCAUAGUCCCUUCUCAAAUACAAACAACAUAUCCAACAUCCAAUCCAUCAUCUAUCCAAAAUUAUAUAUACCUUCAACACAUAACACUUCCUUCCAACCCUCCUCCGGAACCCUCACUAGAGCCUCUAAAACGUCGCCCCUAAGUUGCACGACUAUAUGCCAUUCGACACGGCCAAACGGAAUAUUGACAUAUUCGAUGGCCUGGGUGGCCAUGCUAGUUAUUGUUUAUGGGUGCUCCUCCCCAAGCACUCUUACACUCCCUCUAUCACUUGCGCCCCCAGUUCUUCCGCCACUUAAACUGUCUUGCUAUGCUCCGCACCUAGCGCCCUCUUCCUCGUAUCUAUCACUCGCACAACCAGCUCUUCGGUCUCAUUCCACCGAUUUUGCUUGCUGUACGUCAUCGCCAGGUUGGCCAUGCUAGUCAGCGUGGAAGGAUGUUCAUCUCCCAUCAUACCUUAAGACGCAGCAAGCGCAGAAGCGGACUUCAACAAACGGAGAUUUCUAUGAAUUCCCCAACCGACUCCCCAACCGACUCUCCUGCGAGUCUCCCGGAUGGGCCUCUGCCGGUGCGGUGCCGAGUAGGAAGCGCACAACGCCGGAACUUCCCUUGGAUAGAAGAUCCGGAAAGCAUUUCUUGGCUUGCCUCUCCACUCCGACCUGCCACAUUAUACGGUAACGUAUCAUUUUCAUUCACUUCCUUUGAGCAUGGGGUUAGACAAUGGAUAUACAGGUUCCACAGC
This is a messenger RNA of Periconia digitata, 5191 nucleotides long. The record is from the annotation of a GenBank genome assembly. Lineage: Eukaryota; Fungi; Ascomycota; Dothideomycetes; Pleosporales; Periconiaceae.